GAAAUCAUGUGAAAAUUUGAAGAGAGUGAAAGGUUACUAGUAAUUGAUUGAUAAUUUUUUUCGUCUGCAUGAUACUGUACAUUCGAACUAUUUGCUGGGCAUAUGGAUAAAGAAAUUUAAGCACCGCAUCAAGCUAUAAUUGUCCAUAGUAAAAUUCAUAGUCUCUAACUUCAGACUUGGCUUCUGAACGAUAUACACGUGUGUGCUACCGGUAUGCUGAGCUGACUAGGCCGAGCUGAACAGCGACCAGCUUUCGAGAAAAAGAGUUGGAAAACUAUCCUGUCGCAAUGGUGCAGCCAGUUCCUGAUCAUAUGAACUUUCCUCAAGAGGAGGAAAAGAUCCUUCAACUUUGGAAAGAAUUGGAUGCUUUUCAUUCCUGCCUCAAGCAAUCCAAAGGAAAACCAAGGUACUCCUUCUAUGAUGGGCCACCCUUUGCUACUGGUUUACCUCACUAUGGCCACAUCUUGGCUGGAACUAUCAAGGAUGUUGUGACUCGUUAUGCCCAUCAGAGUGGCUUCCAUGUUGAAAGAAGAUUUGGAUGGGAUUGCCAUGGUCUUCCAAUUGAGUAUGAAAUUGACAAGAAGCUUGGCAUUACUGGACCUGAUGAUGUGGCAAAGAUGGGCAUUGAAACCUACAACAAUGAGUGUAGGAAGAUUGUCUCUCGCUAUGCUGGCGAAUGGGAGGAAAUAGUCACUCGUCUUGGCCGUUGGAUAGAUUUCCGAAAAGAUUACAAGACCCUGUACCCAUGGUACAUGGAGAGCGUGUGGUGGGUGUUCAAACAGCUUUAUGAUAAGGGAUUGGUCUACAGAGGUUUCAAGGUGAUGCCCUUUUCCACUGCGUGUAACACCCCUCUCUCCAAUUUUGAGAGUGGACAGAAUUACAAGGAUGUUGUAGAUCCUGCUGUGAUUGUGAAUUUCCCGUUUGAUGAUGAGCCAGGAGUCAGCAUGAUUGCUUGGACCACCACCCCUUGGACCCUGCCCAGUAACCUGGCCCUGUGUGUCAACCCUGCUAUGGACUAUGUGAAGAUUAAGCACAAGAAGGAUGGCAAAGUCUACAUCAUGAUGGAGGCUAGACUAGGUGCCUUGUUCAAGAAGGAGAAAGAAUAUGAGAUCAUGGCCAAAUUCAAAGGAAACACACUCAAGGGUAGGAAGUAUCAACCACUCUUUCCAUACUUUGCACAGUUGAAAGAGACUGGUGCUUUCAAGAUAUGCACUGAUGGCUAUGUGACAGACGACAGUGGUACAGGAGUUGUCCAUCAAGCAGCCUUCUUUGGACAGGAUGAUUACCGGGUGUGUCUCGAACAUGGUAUAAUCUCCAAGGAGCAGGUCGUCUGCCCAGUGGAUGCCAGCGGCCGGUUCACCAGUGAGGUUACUGACUUUGUUGGCCAGUAUGUGAAGGAUGCUGACAAGAACAUCGUCAAGAAAUUAAAGGAGUUAGGUCGCCUGGUAGACAGUAGCACCUGUAAGCAUAGCUACCCAUUCUGCUGGCGUUCAGAUACUCCACUCAUCUACAAGGGAGUACCAAGCUGGUUUAUCAGGGUGGAAACUAUGGUAGAUCGUCUACUAGCCAACAACCAGACCACAUACUGGGUACCAGAGUUUGUGAAGGAGAAGCGGUUUGCUAACUGGUUACGUGAUGCACAUGACUGGGCUAUCUCUAGGAACCGAUACUUUGGUACUCCCAUCCCUCUGUGGGUGAGCGAGGAUUUCGAAGAGAUUGUCUGCGUUGGGUCAAUCCAAGAGCUCAAUGAACUGACGGGCGUGGACACCACUGAUCUGCAUAGAGAGAAUGUUGAUAAGCUGACCAUCCCAUCAAAGCGUCCUGGUAAACCACCCCUUCGUCGUAUUUCAGAAGUCUUUGACUGCUGGUUUGAGAGUGGCAGUAUGCCCUAUGCCCAAAUGCAUUACCCAUUUGAGAACAAGAAGGAGUUUGAAGAGAGUUUCCCUGCAAACUUCAUUGCUGAGGGUAUAGACCAAACAAGAGGAUGGUUUUACACCUUGAUUGUGUUAUCUGUGGCACUCUUCGACAAGCCUGCUUUCAAAAACUUGAUCGCCAACGGGUUGAUCUUAGCAUCAGAUGGACAGAAGAUGAGCAAGCGUAAGAAGAAUUAUCCUGACCCGAUGAACGUCGUCACCAAGUAUGGUGCUGAUGCUCUCAGGCUGUACCUGAUCAAUUCACCUGUGGUCCGAGCUGAAAAUCUACGUUUCCAGGAAACAGGAGUCAGGGAUGUCCUCAAAGAUAUCUUUCUACCCUGGUUCAAUGCCUACAGAUUCCUCAUGCAGAAUGUAGAGAAACUAGAAAGGGAUGAGAAUGUAAAGUUCAUUCACAAUGAGCAUACCUUCAAGCCAUCAGAUAACAUCAUGGAUAGAUGGAUCCUUUCCUUUACACAGUCUCUCACAAAGUUCUUCCAUCAGGAGAUGGCUGCAUAUCGUCUAUAUACAGUGAUUGUGAGACUGGUCAAGUUUGUAGAUAUGCUGACCAACUGGUACGUUAGGUCAAACAGGAAACGAUUGAAGGGAGAAGGUGGGAGCAAGGACUGUGAAGAUGCCCUACAUGCUCUCUUCAGUGUGCUAUACAGCAUGGUGCGUAUUAUGUCACCCAUCACUCCCUUCCUCACUGAGCAUAUGUACCAGAACCUGAGACACCUAGUAGAGACAGAUCCUACCUCUACACAAGACACAAGGAGUGUUCAUUACCUGAUGCAGCCUAAACCAAGGGAAGAUCUGAUUGAUAGCAAGAUUGAAACAGCAGUAUCCAACAUGCAGACAGUUAUUGAACUUGCUAGAGUGAUCCGAGACAGGGCCACCAUACCCACCAAGUAUCCACUGAAGGAGGUAGUUGUCAUCAACACCGAUCAGGAUUGCCUGGAUGAUGUCAGGUCUCUGGAGAAGUAUGUCAUCGAGGAGCUGAAUGUGAGGAAAGUCACAACCUCCCGAGACAAGGGAAAGUACCACGUCUCCCUUCAUGCAGAACCAGAACACAUGAUCCUAGGCAAACGUCUCAAGGGUGACUUCAAGAAGGUCUCCGACAUGAUCAGAAAGCUAACCGAUGAUCAGCUUCAAGGGUUCAUAUCAAAGGGUGAGAUUGAGGUUGAUGGUCACAUGCUAGGCAAGGAAGACCUGAGGUUGAGUUACAGCAUGGCAGAAUCUGCAGCGGGAUCUUCUCAGUACCAGGCUCAUUCAGAUGGAAAGAUCCUUGUGCUUUUAGAUGUUACACCAGACCAAUCUAUGCUGGAUGAGGGUGUGGCCAGAGAGGUAAUCAAUCGUAUCCAGAAGCUCAGGAAAAAGGCAAGCCUAGUGCCCACAGAUGAGAUCACUAUCUUCUACAACGUUGAACCAGCCAGCGAUAGAUUGACAAAGAUCAUCCCAGCUCACAAGGAAUAUAUUUUCAACACCAUCAAACAACCACUAACACUAGCUCCAGUACCCAAUGGCACAGAAGAAAUCAUCAGAGAAACAUUUCAGCUGAAAGGCCCCAGUCUUGAGCUCAUCAUUGUGAAAGGUCAUCAGGAAGCAUCAAGCACUUCCUCCACUGCUGCUACUGCUUCAACCAAUGGCCCUACCCCUUACUGCAAGUUUGUCAAUGUAGAGCUGUGUGACACCAAACCCACCCUUGGGGCUAGAUGUGGGCGGGGUACAGUGCUCCUGGAAAACCCUCCUGGUGACUACCUGCUGACCGUUGAUCAACUGACCCAUCAUGUAGGGGUCAUCUUUGGACUCCAUGGGAAGAAGAUCCAGCUCUACCGUUCAAAGAACAAAAGUAAUGGUUUGAAUUCAAGCAAUGUCAAGUCUCUUCUGUCAUUGAGUGGAAGCACUCUGUAUGCAUAUGUCAGUUGAUGAGAACAGUCAAGUGUAGUAUUUACCUAGUCUGUAAUUAUGCACAUUCACUAUUUUGGGUUGUAUACCAAGAAGGGGUUGCACAUGCUACUACCACGGUUAAUAAAUGUAUGUAUUUUAAUCAUGAUGUAGAGCUAAAUAAUCAAGUUGUGAGGCAAUGGUACAUUAAUGAAUGUUUUUUAUGUGCUGAAAUGCAGCUCUGUAUGUUGCAGCUGUAUUACCUUUAAAUAUCAGGCUUGAAUAUUUCAGGAUGAGGUUAAGAUAAAGUGUGUGUCAUAUUACAUGUAUUGAAAUAAAACCGUACUCGAUCUGUUAAGUUUUCUCUGAUCUGCAUCAUAAUUAUAGAAUACAUUAAUGUUAUUUGACCUUUCACCGCAGAAUAACUAAUACUAAUUGGAGUUUAGUAUAGA
This is a messenger RNA of Lytechinus variegatus (green sea urchin), 4246 nucleotides long. It is a transcript of the gene iars1, whose product is annotated as isoleucine--tRNA ligase, cytoplasmic-like. Bases 288 to 3836 code for a protein of 1182 amino acids. Lineage: Eukaryota; Metazoa; Echinodermata; Echinoidea; Temnopleuroida; Toxopneustidae. The record is from RefSeq and is a predicted model, not a curated record. The transcript is spliced from 25 exons. Gene Ontology annotation, biological process: isoleucyl-tRNA aminoacylation. Gene Ontology annotation, molecular function: isoleucine-tRNA ligase activity; ATP binding; aminoacyl-tRNA deacylase activity.